Trypanosoma rangeli is the source of this 2202-nucleotide messenger RNA. RefSeq names its product viral life cyclerelated protein. Lineage: Eukaryota; Euglenozoa; Kinetoplastea; Trypanosomatida; Trypanosomatidae. The coding region runs from base 1 to 2202 and encodes 733 amino acids. The record is from RefSeq and is a predicted model, not a curated record. The transcript has a single exon.
AUGUACCCACGCCAGGACGAUGUAAGUCUUCUGCAGCGUUACAUCAAUGACGCCAAGCUGGAGGAGAAGGGUGUCCCAAUGACUGAUUUGCGGCGACUAGAGGGCACGGAUCAGGUGAUGCUGGGCGUUGAUGGCACGAAAGUCAUUGACCUUAUUACCCAAGCCGUGCGGGAGAAGGAAAAGAUGGCCAUCUACACCUACACAACCCCGUUUACGGUCUACGACAAAAUUACGGAUGUCUGCAAUACCUUCCAUUCCAUCAAAAACUGCACUCCCGUGUUGGUGUUUAAUGGCAUUCCGUUUUAUCCGGAUUUGUCGGAUGAAAAUUGCCGUGACAAAAAUAUGGUGCCUCCUGAAAUAGCCGUGCUUAGCGGCACAGACAGUUCCAGGCUGUGUAAUAUGAACUCGAUGCGGGCGUUGGACAUGCAGAAGAAGUCAGCGGCACGUUUUUUUGUAGAGGAGGAUGUGGAAAAUCAAAUUGUCAAGCUUUUCCGAUCCGAGUUUAAGGACACCAUGCGAGCGCCUUACCUUGCUUGGGCGCAACUGUCCGCCUUCUGCCACCCCAAGAACCAUCACGUGUCGGAAGUGUACGGUUGCCUUGAGCUCCUUGCCUUUCCAGGGAUUGAUCGGGUCAUCACAAACAUAAAUGUGAUGAAGGGUACAUUUGAUGUGGUGCGUAAGUCUCGGCUCUUAGAAUCGUUGCGGAUAAGUGAAGAUGACUUGGGAAGUCUGAUUAUGGUUGACAGCCGAAAUCGGAUAAUGAGGACUGUUGCGCCGAAGUUUUCAAGUUUUGAUGAUAUGUGCAAGAAAAUUACACGUCUCAAUGAUUUAUCUCUCGGUGCCUCUUACGCCCAACAGAUUUAUCAAGAAACGAUGCAUCAGUCUGAGCAAAAUCGCAGUCGUUCUGCAAAUAUGAGGAGUUCCGCGCUUCGCAAUCUUGCUGCUCUGGCGUGCCCAGUACUAACCCUGGUUUCUCCUUACUGCACUUUGUUAACUCUGUUAUAUGAAUCGCGUCGGCAAUUACCGCUUGAUCUUAAGAUGGUCAUGGGAUGCCCUCUUCCACCCGUUAUGUACUACAUGUUUACAGCGGGCCUUUUGUCACCCAGCCUUUUUGCUGCAUUAUGUCAGGGGAGUUUAGUGGAUGACUGGCCACUUGUGGAUUCUAUUAAGUACCGUGAUGUGGCUGAGACGGUUUUGCCACUUCGAGUUCAAACACUUCAUCAACUCGCUUCCUCGCUGCGGCUGACUGAUUUCGGCAUGACCUGGUUUCGUCGUUACAACGUUUUGUCCUCCCGCAUAAAUAAGAUCAACCUCCCUCCGGGAAUUGGGUUGGAUUCUUGGAAUUUAACAGGUGUCACCAUUUCCGAAAAUCUUUUUCUGGUGGAUGUGAUGGAUUUUGCGCACUUGGCAGUUUCAUCUCGGCAUAUUGUUUACACAACGGUGGAGGAAACCUGUGCGGCUGUGCUGCUUCAAUCCCUAGACCUCCUUGGCUACCUCACCCACGAGACCCACGAUGACGGCAUUGGCUCUCAGGUGAGUGAACCAUCUUCGUUUGGUCGGGCGCUAAAGAUGUGUUCCGUACCAACACUCAGCGAAUACGUUGUGCUUCUUAUUGAACUCGCACGUACGGGUUCUCUCACCACAGAUUCGUUUCGAAUGACAUCAGAGGAAAUACCUUCGCGGGAUAUUCCUCGUGAAGUUAUUCUUGCCAGCCGCAUUCUAUCUAUUAUCCCACUAAAUGUGUCAUCCGCUUGGGCUGGUCCAAUUGACCCUCAACUAGCAGCCUUCAGCAUGAUUUCACGUAUGGUAUCUCGAUCGGUACGUCACCUUCUCGAGGCGAUGUUGGCUAUGAUUUUUUAUCAGGCGAGGACGCUAGUGCCAUUGCAUAGAAUGUGUGCAAUACAGCAAGGACUACCCUUUUCUACACCUGUAGAGUUCGGCGGUGGUGUCUUGGCUCAGUAUAUUUUAAUGAAGGAAAAUUGUUCGCUGAAUGAUGUUGAGAAGGCCUUCCCUGGGUGCAGCUUUCUACGACAUGAUCUCGUCACAUUGUUUUACUUCUGGGAUCUUGCGGUAUGUGUGCUGAGCUCCAUCUCAUGCCGAGAUCCCUUGAUUGACAUGGUUUACCUACAAAGGGCUAACGAGCGGAUGAAGGAUUUGCAAGGGCGGCUCAAUGUUAACACAGGCAUGAGGGAAGCGUACUAA